AGGUUAAUCCCAUCCUAGCUAGCUUAUUCAAUCCAUUUGGUUGUUGUGGCAAGUGCUGCUGGCCUCAACACAAAAGAAAUCUCGCUCGUACCCAUUUUCACUGAAGGUACCGGUAUACCGAGCAGCAGUAGCAAGCCAUGGCAGAAACUAACAGAGACAGAGGAGUUGAGGAAGAGCAGGUUGCAGACGAGCCACCCUGCAAAAAGAUUCGCAGCAGUGAUCCUGACAUCAAAAUAACACUCAAGUACAUGGACGACGACAACGACCCAGCUACCAAGGAAUAUUCAAUGUAUGGACCCGUUCUGUCCCACCUGAGCAAGUUCAUAGAUACCUCAUUGUCCGUGGGGAUGCAGGAAAAGGCAACCAACGAAAUCAUUUUUCACGAUGUGCAUCCAGAUCUUUUUGAAAAGGCUCUGAACUUCUUACAAGAACCCUGUGCCGCUCGGUCCAUGACAGCAAAAGACGCGUCCGAACUUAUAGAGUUCUAUGACAAGUACGACUUUGAGGGAGGACUCAAACUCUGCGAUGAGGUUAUUGCGGCAUACCUGGAACAUCAAAAUGCACUUGGCCUGAUGACACCCCCCGAUGACCUUGGUAUCCUGGUGGAUGCAGCCGCAUUGGCAUACCAAAUCAAUCUACCAAAAGCAAAAGAUGUGGCGAUCAGUUACCUCAGGACUCGAAUGCGUGAUGCAGAAAAAACCUAUGGGAGGAUGAUGUUUGGGAGUGAACACAUCAAGAAACUGCAGCCCAUGUUUGUGGACCGAAUUUUUAGAGAGUAUUUCCUCGAAGAUUUGACCAAGGAAGAGGUCAGUUCUCCCCUAUUCCCGAAGUAUUUUCUAACGUGUACUGAAUUGAAUCACUACGAGACCCAACCUUUCGAGAUCCUCCAUUUGUCUGGAACCAAGCAUGCCGCGUUUAAUGGAGCGUACCAAAGAGAUGAGUUUUCUCAGUAUCCAUAUACCAAAGUGGAAACAGUCUACUGGAAUGGCCAACUUAAGUUUGUAAACGUCGACAAGGUAGCAGACUGCACGUGGGCGAUCCUGGCCGGAAAUGUCGAAGGCGACCUUCAAUCCCAGGAAGUGUUGUGGAAAUGUCCGUAUUCCAACAGGUUUCGAGCCCCCCCUAUUGGGCCUUGGAUUGCAGUUGAUCCGACGGUCCAGGAAGCAGGGUCGCCCAACAUCUGUUUUUCAUAGGGUUGGCAUGCAGCGCCCUUCCCAUCUAUUCUGAUGCUUACCAUUUCAAAGACUUCUCCGUCUGACGUUGCUGUCUCUUCAAGAUUUACUCUCGUGUAGCCCUGUUGCGAUUGAGCAGCCUUCGAAAGGUGCGCCUCAACGCCGUUGCCACCAAAAAGAAUGUCUCGACCAACUUGAACCAUUGCGUUCCGUUGAGGUCGUUCCUAAUUGCAUGCAGAGAUCUGUUGUUUAUAUUAUUUAAUUCAUUGUCUAACUAUGGCUACGUGCAGGACU
This is a messenger RNA of Seminavis robusta, 1466 nucleotides long. NCBI's taxonomy places the organism in Eukaryota, Bacillariophyta, Bacillariophyceae, Naviculales, Naviculaceae. The record is from the annotation of a GenBank genome assembly.